AACUCUGACUCUCGUGUCCAUCAGUUACUAGGUUUUGCAAGUCAGUAAGCUCAGUAGAACACCAGGCAAGCCAAGAUGGUAUGGGAUGGAGGAAUCGAGCCAAAUGGCACAGAGGGCAAGAACUUCUACAUCCCCAUGUCCAACAGGAGUGGGAUUGUUAGAAGUCCUUAUGAAUAUCCUCAGUAUUACAUGGUAGACCCUAUGAUGUACAAAUUACUAGCGUGCUACAUGUUUUUCCUGAUCUGCACUGGAACCCCCAUCAACGGACUGACCUUGCUCGUCACGGCCCAGAACAAGAAACUCCGCCAACCUCUCAACUACAUCCUGGUCAACCUGGCUGUGGCUGGACUCAUCAUGUGCUGCUUUGGAUUCACCAUCACAAUCACUUCUGCUUUCAAUGGCUACUUUAUUCUUGGAGCUAAUGCCUGCCAAAUUGAAGGGUUCAUGGCCACACUUGGAGGUGAAGUUGCUCUCUGGUCUCUGGUCGUCCUGGCUGUGGAGAGAUACAUUGUCGUCUGCAAACCCAUGGGAAGCUUCAAGUUCUCUGGUGCUCACGCAGGAGCUGGAGUCGCUUUCACCUGGAUCAUGGCUUUCUCAUGCGCCGGACCCCCACUGUUUGGCUGGUCCAGAUACCUCCCUGAGGGCAUGCAGUGCUCCUGCGGACCUGACUACUACACUCUGGCUCCAGGCUUCAACAACGAGUCAUAUGUCAUCUACAUGUUUGUUGUCCACUUCUUCAUUCCCGUCUUCCUCAUUUUCUUCACCUAUGGAAGCCUUGUGUUGACAGUUAAAGCUGCAGCAGCUCAGCAGCAGGAGUCAGAGUCCACUCAGAAGGCUGAGAGGGAAGUGACACGCAUGUGCGUCCUGAUGGUCAUUGGCUUCCUGGUAGCUUGGACACCAUAUGCCACUUUCACCGGCUGGAUCUUCUUGAAUAAGGGAGCAUCCUUCACUGCCCUGACUGCUUCCAUCCCUGCCUUCUUUGCAAAGAGCUCAGCUCUGUACAACCCAGUCAUCUAUGUGCUGUUCAACAAACAGUUCCGUAACUGCAUGCUGGGCGCUAUUGGAAUGGGUGGCAUGGUGCAAGAUGAGACCUCAGUUUCUGCCAGCAAAACAGAAGUGUCUUCUGUCUCUACAGCAUCAUGACACUUUUUCAUUGCCCUGGAUGUUUUACUUUCUACUCCCUCUUCAGUCUGGAAUAUGAAUAAGUUCAGGUGCCUGAACUACACUGUGAACGGCUCCAGGAACAAACAAAUGAACUCCAUUUUUUUUUCAUCUUUCUUUUUUAAGGAUGUUGAAAAUCAAUAUGAAUUCAAAAUCAAUGCAAAAAUUCUGUCAACACCUGUAUAUGGAUGCUCACCUCUGCAAUCUUUAAGCUUUCUGGCACCAUAAAAUGCAAACAUAUGUCCCAAAUGCCACUUUUUUGCUUUUUUCAUACAUCAAUGGGAGCAUAUUUUGUACUGAAUUUUGAAAAAAGAGCAACUAUAUACAAGGUGAAUUCUAUUUUUGUCACCUGUUGAGUUGGUCAUCAUGAAUUGUAAACACUGUAUAUAUAUAAAAGUAACAUAGAUAAAUAAAUGCAUGCAUGAAAACGA
Solea solea (common sole) is the source of this 1592-nucleotide messenger RNA. RefSeq names its product green-sensitive opsin-like. The transcript has 5 exons. Gene Ontology annotation, molecular function: G protein-coupled receptor activity. Gene Ontology annotation, biological process: G protein-coupled receptor signaling pathway; phototransduction; visual perception. The record is from RefSeq and is a predicted model, not a curated record. Gene Ontology annotation, cellular component: photoreceptor outer segment; membrane. NCBI's taxonomy places the organism in Eukaryota, Metazoa, Chordata, Actinopteri, Pleuronectiformes, Soleidae. The coding region runs from base 76 to 1143 and encodes 355 amino acids.